Opisthocomus hoazin is the source of this 1304-nucleotide messenger RNA. NCBI's taxonomy places the organism in Eukaryota, Metazoa, Chordata, Aves, Opisthocomiformes, Opisthocomidae. The record is from RefSeq and is a predicted model, not a curated record.
UGUUUCGGGUUCCCUGGGGGCCGGGGAAGGGUCUGGCGCAUCACCGGUUGCUGACAUUCUGCGUCUCCGUGCGUCUGUGCCUGUGUGUGCCCGCAGAGCAUCCCUCUCUCCUGGAAGAAUGGUGAAACUGGGGAACAAUUUCAGCGAGAAGAGCACAAAGCAGCCCCUUCUGGAGGAUGGGUUCGACACCAUCCCCCUGAUCACACCCCUGGAUGUCAAUCAGCUCCAGUUCCCACCUCCUGACAAGGUGGUGGUCAAAACGAAAACAGAAUAUGAACCUGAUCGCAAGAAGGGAAAGUUCCGUACUCCUAAAAUAGCUGAAUUCACAAUCAGCAUCACUGAAGGGGUUUCAGAAAGAUUUAAGGUAACUGUGCUGGUCCUUUUCGCUCUUGCGUUCCUAACGUGUGUUGUAUUUCUGGUAGUCUACAAGGUUUACAAGUAUGAUCAUACCUGUCCAGAAGGAUUUGUUUUCAAGAAUAAUCAAUGCAUUCCAGCUGGGUUGGAAAACUACUACUCUGAACAAGACUCCAGCGCUCGAGGGAAGUUUUACACGGUCAUAAACCACUACAAUCUGGCCAAGCAAACCAUCACGCGCUCCGUGUCCCCGUGGAUGACAGUACUGUCAGAAGAGAAACUGUCUGAACAGGAGACUGAAGCUGCUGAGAAGUCAGCUUAGUAUGAUAAGUCAAUUAUUAACACGAUGUCAUUUGAAGGUAACUAAGGGACUUUAAGGAACUUUUCAUUAAAUAUAAUUACGGAUAAUUUAGAGGUUACUCAUGUUUAUGGUGCAAUUGCUUCUGUUUGCUGAUACUGCUUUGCAAAAAAAAACACCAAACCAAACCACAAAACAAAAAACUCAAAAUCUUGCUGCAGAACAUUCAUGGGCACAAGACAAGGUGCAUAUCAGCAUUGCUUUAGAGCUUGGACACCAUUUGCAAUGUUUAAAAAAAAAAUUCCAAUGUUAGAUAUGUUCUUGCAGUUUAUUGGAUACUUCGCUGGAUUUUCAGGGCUUGGACCUUGGAUAAAUCAUGCGUUCUGUUGUCUGAACUGAUACUUUAUUUAUUAAUUUUUUUAUUCUUUGUCAUUUUGCAAACUGAAACACCCCAGCCAUAACUAGAGUGAUCUCUUGUUUAGCUGAAAGCUGUAUUUAAUAUUUAGUUUUGGCUCAAGCAAGAAUGAGAGUCAGCACUGGGGUCAAGAGCAUAACGUAAUGACUUGUAUGGGAAAGAAACUGGCAGGUAGUGUUUUUCUUACGUUUUCUUUACUGUUGUUUAUUUGUAAGUGAUAAUGAAGUUCUCUGCAAC